Pezoporus occidentalis (night parrot) is the source of this 1646-nucleotide messenger RNA. It is a transcript of the gene CUNH20orf204, whose product is annotated as chromosome unknown C20orf204 homolog. The record is from RefSeq and is a predicted model, not a curated record. The transcript has 6 exons. NCBI's taxonomy places the organism in Eukaryota, Metazoa, Chordata, Aves, Psittaciformes, Psittacidae. Bases 1 to 816 code for a protein of 271 amino acids.
AUGGACCUGGCUGGGAUGGAGCUGGAACGAGGCUUGGAGCUGGCUGAUUCCAAGGGGAAGAGCAUUAGGCACUUCAGGGAAGUCAUUCCCAGUUUCACAGUGAAAUCGUGCGGCCUCGUCUUCCUGGAAGAGGAGGUUUCCCGAGAGCAGCAACCCUUAGACUUUGGCCAGGGUGUCCUUAUGGAAGCAGCGCUCUCCUUUGCCCCAUCCUGCAUCUUCAGGGACAGGGGAUGGGUCAACGGGGGCUGUGUCAAGGGGCUGGAGGCAGAGCCCCUGGCUGACAGCGAGCCCUUCCCUGCACAGAUUUCCCCCCGGGCCCUCUCCUGCGCUGUUGUGCUGCUCCUGCUCCUCACGGUGCUGAGCAGAGGCAAGAGGUGCAGCAUCGCCAGGAUCCUCCGGCAGUACCGCGCCGUCAUCUUCCACGAGAUCCAGAACCUGAAAACCCUGAGUGGGUCGGUGGACAGGAGCGGAAGGGCCGGCCCGGCUUGUCGCUCGGAUAAGGACCACAGGAUCCUGUUCUCCAUCUACAACAUCACCAUGGCCCUGUGGGACGCGGCUGCCGGCUCCGUGCGUGGCCCCGGGGAGCUGGCGCUGUGGAAGGUGGCCAGGAACACGGAAGUGGUGUUCAGGGAGAGCUGCAGGAGCAUCCGUAAGAGCCCGCCGCGCAUCCCGGCUCAGCCCCGGCGCAGGGGACGCAGGCGCAGGAGGAAGAUGAAGAUGCUGCGGGAGGUUGGGAGGAAGGCUCAGAGGCUGGUGACCUGCUGGGAGAAGCUCUAUGCCCUGCACGCACCGCACCGGCUGCCCCGGCACUCAUAGGGAUGCUCUCGCCGUGUGCCGGAGGGAUGCGCAGCUCCAGCAUCGCGCCUGCCCCUGGCUGGUUUGGAAACCUGGGGCACAUUGAAUGCUGAAGGCAGCGGAGAUGUUGAAUUCAUCCUCCUGGUUCAAGUGGUACCCAAGGACCAGCCCCAUUGCAUCCCUGGCAGGUUGGUUUGCCAUGGGAUGGCUAUGGUGGGAAGCUGGAACGCCAGGAAAUGGGAAGAAGAAAGGGAAGUGCCAAAGAAAGGAGGUGAGGGGCUGGAUUUCAAUGAUGCUCCUGGCCCUGCAUCUCCUGCUGCUUUCUGGGGGACAACGGUUGCUUUGGGGGCAGAAAGAGGAUACGGGGCUGUUGCUGGCUGCAGGACCACUGUGUAUCCAUAAGGCUCUGAGGGUGGCCAGGCUGUGGAGUGGGACCCGUGUCCGUGCUGCACUGCUGGCACACAGAGAGCAGCCGGGUGCCCACAGCGGAUGGGGAAGCCGAGGUGCAUCACCGGGCACCCAGGGGAAGUCUGGGGAGCACCCGUGCCCAUGGAUAAACAGCAAAACAAGUGGCAGAUGCAGGGGCUUGAGGGCAAGGCUCAUCCCAUGGGAUGUGCAGCACUGGAGGACCCGGCUGCUCAGCACCGUGCGUGCCCUGGUACCCCGUGGUGAGCUGAGCCUGGAGGGAUGUGGGGUUUGAGCUGAGGAGCAUCCUCCCUUGUCACUGUGCUCUGCCGGCGGCCCGGGUGGGUCCCUGCUCCCUUCUUGGGUGGCAAACACUGUCUGGGAAGCCAGAAAUGAAACCUGGAAGCCCUUUGGGUGUGUUGUGACCCUGGGCCUCGGGCUGCGGA